Molecule: messenger RNA, 3001 nt
Organism: Aureobasidium pullulans EXF-150
Lineage: Eukaryota; Fungi; Ascomycota; Dothideomycetes; Dothideales; Saccotheciaceae
Exons: 3
Coding region: 189-2903 (904 amino acids)
Biological process (GO): regulation of DNA-templated transcription; DNA-templated transcription
Molecular function (GO): zinc ion binding; DNA binding; DNA-binding transcription factor activity, RNA polymerase II-specific
Source: RefSeq, a predicted model, not a curated record
CCGGAGCCAAGGUCCUUUCCUGAGGCUUACUGACAGGCAGGAUGCACGGGCACCCACACCCCGCACUGGUCGAAGCUUGAUGACUUGUGGAUUCUGCUGGAUCGGGGUCCAGUCGAAGUGGUUGAUGGUUGAUGGUUGAUCUGUGGGCUUACGAUUUGUGAACUCCCAAACCAUCACCCUGUCGCAGCAUGUCUGCUAACCCGGACCCUUCUCCAACCCAGUCGCCCUCGAUAUCACUACCAGGACAAUCGCGUCUGCCCUCUGCCUUAAGCCAGCCAGCAUCGCUUUCGUCUGCGCAGCCUCCCGUCCAGUCAUCGCCAUCUGCAUCAUCGCUCCCGGUGCCAGCCUCCGCACCGCUACGCGACCCUCACGGUCGUGUCCUCAAUCCUCGAUCAUGUGUGACAUGUCGUAAGCGCAAGGUCAAAUGCGACAAACUACACCCGUGUUCAAAUUGCGCUCGCGCACACAUCGAAUGCGUCUUUCCCACCCCGGGAAGGGCCCCUCGUAAGCCACGCAAAGUCAGCGAUUCGCGAGAUGCCGAACUGCUGGCCAGAUUGCGUCGUCUGGAGGGUGUCGUCAAAGGCCUUGGUGUAGAUAUUGCAAACCCUGAUUCGCUCCCCGACCCGCUGCCCGAGUCCGCGGUAGAGGCUGCGCCUUUGGGGUCUGGCCCAUCGGAUACCCACGAAGCGACCCUUCCUACUGUUCGCGAGUGUCCAAAUCCGCCGGAUCAGACACAGACCAACAAGCACGGCAACGAUGAUGACGAGUGGGCUGCGAAGAAUCGAUACAUAGACGAAUCUCGCAGUGCCAAAUUCGAAACCAGAUUUGGCCGUCUGGUCAUCAAUGAAGGCCGUUCGCGAUAUGUGAACAACUCCUUCUGGGCCAACCUCAGCAACGAGGUAGAAGAUCUUAAGGGCAUAUUGAACCAGAACACCGACGAUGAGGGCGAUGAUCCGUCUCCAGUUCAAACUCUUCCCGAUCAACACCAUGGCUGGAUCUUUAGUUUCAGCUCUCAGAAUGUCGACCUCCUGUCUUUGCACCCUAUUGCUGGUCAAAUUGAAACUUACUGGAACGUGUACAAGGAACGUGUGGACCCUCUCGUCAAGGUCUUGCACAUACCGACCAUCGAGCCUACCGUUUUAGCUUCAGCUUCUCAUCUCGCCAAUCUAUCGAAGAGUUUCGAGGCCUUACUAUUUGCCAUAUACUACGGUGCUACUACUAGUCUUUCAGAAGAGGAUUGCAUAAACAAGCUAGGUGAAGAGAAAGGUCUUCUUCUGUCUCGCUAUCGAUUUGGUGUUGAGCAGGCUCUUGCUAGAGCAAAUUUUCUUACGACCGAAGAAAUGAUGGUGGUGCAAGCAAUAGUGAUAUUUUUGAUUUGUCUACGCAGAAACAAUGACGCGCGCGUCAUCUGGACAUUAACAGGUCUUGUCGUUCGCAUUGCCCAAACUCUUGGUGUGCAUCGAGACGGUCUGCAUUUCGGACUGCCGCCGUUCGAGAUUGAGAUGCGCCGACGUCUGUGGUGGCAGAUAUGUAUUCUCGAUGUACGCGCUUCUGAAGACCACGGCAGCGAUCCUACUAUCACCGAACAAGCCUUUGACACCAAGAUGCCACUCAACAUCAAUGAUGAGGAUCUGGAUCCUGCUAUGACUCAACUACCUGCUGAGCGUCGAGGCUGUACAGACAUGUCAUUUUGCCUAAUCAGGUUUGAAGUCGCCAACACCUUCCGUCGCCUCAAUUACAUUCCGCCUGGCGAACCUAGACAAUGUGGAGAUUUCUUUGCUUCAGUGACUCUCGAGGACAAGGAGCGCUGGAUCAACGAAUGCCACAAGCGACUUGAAGAAAGGUACCUGCAACACUGCGACAUGACAGUUCCCAUCUAUUGGGUUUCUGCCACGGUCGCUCGUCUGAUGAUGAGUAAAAUGUGGUUGAUGAUUUACCAUCCUUAUCAGAGAAAGGACGGCGGCAAGAGUCUUUCGGAGGAGACUCGAGAGAAGCUCUUCAUCACAAGUCUGGAGAACAUUGAAUAUUCACUACUAAUGGAAACCGAAUCGCGGACAAAGAAGUGGGAGUGGCUCUUCAAAACAUACAUGCAGUGGCAUGCGCUGGCCUUUCUCUUAGGUGAGCUUUGUCAUCGUACGACUGGAGACCUGGUCGAUCGUGCGUGGUCGUCGGUGGAAAGAUGUAUCGGAGCGAACUGGAGAGAGACAGCUACGAGAGAUGGCUCACGCAGUGGUCAUCUGUGGAAACCACUCAUGAAGCUGCUUGCCAAGGCCAGAAUGGCGAGAUUCCAAGCGAUCCGGAAAGACGAAGAGAUCAAGCAAGCGACGCCGCCAGGCACAUCUCCGGUCAUGCCCAAACCACGCAUGGUUAGAGCCCCACUCAGUGCAGCGCAACUGUCUCGCUUCAUGCGCCCAGCCGCAUAUGGCACACAGCCCUUGGACUCGACGGAACUCAUGAACUCACCGAAAGGUCAGGAAGCAGUGAUCAUGACCGAAGAUCCAAUGGACAUUUCGCUUUCAGCCCCAGAAGCUACGCCAAGCUUGGAGCAGACCACAAUGGCCAUGGACACCUCCUCAGGCAGCUCUUCACAACGGAACUUUGGCUCUUUUAGUGGUGCGCCUUAUCAAGGGCCAUCCCCUCAGGCGACAGCGACCAACAACUUCCAGGCGACGAGCCAACGAGCUCAAAGCAUGAAUGGCAACAACAACAACAACAACACCACGCCUCCUGCAUUUUCACCACUCGAUCCUGCAGCCGACAUCGACUGGCAGAAUUGGGAUCAGCUUGUACGUCAAUUCGGGCUUGAAGACAAUGCAGCAGUGCUAGACCCAACAGCCGGCCAGUCUGUAAAUUGGUCUGGCAAUUGGGGCAGUGGAAACAUCAGCAGUGGCGGCUGGUUCUAGUGUUGAUGCCUGCGUGUUUCCUGUUCCUUUUGCUCGCGGAAUGUUGUUGCAUCUGAUUUGAAGAUAUCCCCUCUCGUCACUAUCGCUUCGCAGCCUCG